AUGACUAGCAGACGGAGUCUCACUGAUGAUCAACCCUCUCAAAAACCUCCCCUACGACCUAAUGCUCCGACUUCACUUCCAUCUUCCAUAUUGAGCGUCCCUUCUGGAAUGGGCCGAAAAGUCGCCAGUGGCGAUCGAUCUUUCAAUCCCAGAUCGCGACAGUUGUGUGUUGCAGAUAUUCCUGGACUUCGGACACCUCCACAGGGUUAUUCAUUGCAAUACCCCCAAAAAUCGCCUUCCAGUACGGCUCCAAUAUCUCGGCAUGCAUUGCAAAAUGAUUUUUUCGAAGGCCGACGUCCCUCUACACCAAUCCGAUCGCGCGGCGGUCAUGGUGAGAUUGAUCUAGUGUCAUCAAGUGCAUCGCCUUUAUUGCCGACAGAAGGAAGUCCAAUGCUGGCCUCCUCGUCAAAGAAUUCCCAUAUUAGCUCACUUGAGUAUUCAUGUACCACCGAUAGUAUGUCCUCAGUGCGAGAUCGAAUAGUUGCCCCAUACAAGCCACGCAAACUAAGCUCUGAAAGUCUCACAAUGGUCAAGAAGCAGGGUAGAAGAAACACUGAGGGUAUGGGCAAGAAACGUAAGCGUCGAUGCAGAGGGACCUGCGACCAAGGACUGAAAAGGGAGGCCAAAAAAAUAGCUGCAGCGGAGCGGGACUACAACUCGCACUGGCUUCCUCCAACUCAGGUCGCGCCAACAGCCCUGGAAGGCGCGAUUUUACCAAACACUCGUAGGGAUCAUUGCCUACCGAAGAGAAUGGGUAAGAGAAGGCUUAUGUCUGAACCAGCCGCUCCAGUUGUAUCAAGAAGAUGGAGCUCAGUUGAGAUUGGCACACGCCAACUUAAGCUUCGCCCGCUACUGAAGCCUAACUCCGGCCAACCCGUGCAAGGAAAUAACCCAAAAACUCGACAUGCUUUCUUUGAUUCCAAUCCUCUUGGUGAGCGAAACAGAAGUUCAUCAUUCACUGCUGGUGCCAGAUAUAACGACAUGGUACGCUCUCUUCGCGACAGGUUGACUAUUCGCAAGGUCACAAACACUCAAAUGCUGAAGCCGUCUGCUAUAACCUUGAGAAGGCCCAGCGCAUCCAACAAAUCCGACAUGAGUAGCAACAUGGGAACUUCACCGUUUUUGACGACACCAGGGACCAUGUCUGGCAUACCGUCUAUUUCGAGUCGCCAGCCAACCUACUCGGAGAACCUACCACAAGAUUCAGAGGCAUAUAUCAUCACUCGAGAGGAUGUCGAAGCUGUAAUGGAAUUGCUCCAAGCAGGUCUACUCCAUACACACGAAGGUCGCCCGCCUGUCUCAGCUGCAAAUGGCUCGAGCCAAGAUCAAUCACCGCGUGGGAGCAGGUUAUCGUCAAUGUCUUUCACAAGUAAAGGCGUAGUACCUACAGUGCGUCCCUCUUCCUGUGAAAUUCACAUACAUGCAGCACAAUCGGACAACUCAAAAGAGACGUCACAACUUGGCAACUCUACUGCCAGAACAUUUUCUCCUAAUUUGCCCCACUCCCCAACAUGGAUUGUGAACCCAGAAAUUUCAGGAAAUCCGGAUAACUUUUUGGGAAUUUCUCAAACAAAUUUUGGCCGGCUUGACCGACAGUCAGAAGGAGAUCCCGGAAGUGUGCACGAAGUGAUUUGGGAGGAGCAUAGUCAACAAGAAUCGCAUUUAAGUGAGAGAGACCACGCUCACUUCGAAGGCGAGUCAAAGUGUUCUAGUCAGCCCAGUACAGAUCAAGACGAUAUUGCAAGUCCUGGACAUGACGAAACAAGAAAAAGCUUUCAUCACCGAGAAAAUCCCGAUCAAGAGCAUAGAACUAGCAAGAAUAAAGGCACCUUUGACCCCACCGAUGCUCGCAUGUCCAUCAGCAAAUGGUCCUGGCAAUGUGAGCCGGUCGUAAAUGGGGAUGAUGCCAAUUUCAUUACAAUUACGGAACAAGAAUCACCUAAAGAUCAUGUAAUUUCAUUCCCUCCUCUUCCUAGAAAAUCGACCCAUGAGUGGCGUUCCCCACUCCCAGAUAUAUCUAUUCCCAUUCGUGAAUCCCGGCUCUUGGGCGACAUAAUUUCUAAAGGAAAUAAUAUCCGCCCAUCUCACUCUCUUUAUAGCAUUGGAAUCGAUGCUCGAACUGCGAUAAGUUCACCCAUGUUAAGCGGUAUAGCGACAACCCCUAUAACGCGAAAUUCGUGGCUUAACGAAACUGCCAUUAGCCCCCCGGAUAGAGUAUGCUCGUGGUUGAAUGACUUCGAAUCCGAUGCUCCAAAACGCCAAAAAUCCGAUGCUGGUAUAGAACGAAAGAAAAGUAUCAUUAAAGCACACCCCAAAGCACCAGCUCGCUCUGGAAAUGCCACGGCAAUUGGCUCUUCGCUUGGAUCAUGUACAGGUGUUCGAAGAUGUGCGAGCUCACAAACGUUAUCCAAGCUGAGAAAAGUUACCAUAUUUGAUUGUUUGUCGAUUGAACCUAAUCACUGCGAAGGGAAAAAAUCAUGGUUCAAACACCUACAAGAUGCCGCAUUUCCUAAAUUGAACAUAGAAAGCGGAGCGGAGCCAGCAAGCUUCUGGUCGACGCUUGCUACUCGCAACAGUAGCAAAGAUCCCGUUACACGUUCAAUCCCAUCGCCACCCACAAGCCCCCACGGUAAUCUGAGGGACGGCAAGAAAGCCAGCCACAGCAUCCAACCUGUGUUAUCUCCAGACAUAUCAGAAACUAUAUCAGCACCAAGGUCGUCAGCUCGGCAAAGUCUAUCUUUGAUUCAGGAUAAGUAUACUAGCAUUCCACAAGUAGAUUUGAAUUUGUAUCUUCCUAAGAGAAAUUCGUCUUCACCGCGGAUCUCCGCUGCGCGCCAAAGCCUGUUGAAAAUCCAAGCGAGAUUUCCUUCGUUACCAAAACCGGAUCAUAGUGGUAUAUAUGAUUCAGUGACGGGCAUCCAAAGGAAAAACAAAGUGGAAUGCCUGAAGGACUGUAGGCACUUGUUACACACCUGCGAUGAUAGCGCAUGUGAUAGUAAUAUGAGCUCACCCAGUGUGGAUUGGAUUGGGUAA
Messenger RNA from Botrytis deweyae, 3033 nucleotides. RefSeq lists its product as uncharacterized. The coding region runs from base 1 to 3033 and encodes 1010 amino acids. Lineage: Eukaryota; Fungi; Ascomycota; Leotiomycetes; Helotiales; Sclerotiniaceae. The transcript has a single exon. The record is from RefSeq and is a predicted model, not a curated record.